This is a messenger RNA of Peromyscus maniculatus bairdii (prairie deer mouse), 1531 nucleotides long. It is a transcript of the gene Polr2e, whose product is annotated as RNA polymerase II, I and III subunit E. Gene Ontology annotation, cellular component: RNA polymerase I complex; RNA polymerase II, core complex; RNA polymerase III complex. Gene Ontology annotation, biological process: tRNA transcription by RNA polymerase III; transcription by RNA polymerase II; transcription elongation by RNA polymerase I. The record is from RefSeq and is a predicted model, not a curated record. NCBI's taxonomy places the organism in Eukaryota, Metazoa, Chordata, Mammalia, Rodentia, Cricetidae. Gene Ontology annotation, molecular function: DNA binding.
GUGUGAGGGGGAGUUAUUUUUUGCACCUGUCGCCCUCCGGCGCAGACGCAGUGCUGGCAGCAGCCCGCAUGCGCGGUUGCCCCCGGGCCGCGGCACCAUGGACGACGAGGAGGAGACGUACCGGCUCUGGAAGAUCCGCAAGACCAUCAUGCAGCUUUGUCAUGACCGUGGCUACCUGGUGACCCAGGAUGAGCUGGACCAGACACUCGAGGAGUUCAAGGCACAGUUUGGCGACAAACCUAGCGAAGGGAGACCGAGGCGCACAGACCUCACCGUGCUGGUGGCCCACAAUGACGACCCCACAGACCAGAUGUUUGUGUUCUUCCCAGAGGAGCCCAAGGUGGGCAUCAAGACCAUCAAGGUGUACUGCCAGCGCAUGCAGGAGGAGAACAUCACGCGGGCGCUGAUCGUGGUGCAGCAGGGCAUGACGCCGUCCGCCAAGCAGUCCCUGGUGGACAUGGCCCCCAAGUACGUCCUGGAGCAGUUCCUGCAGCAGGAGCUGCUCAUCAACAUCACGGAGCACGAGCUGGUCCCUGAGCAUGUGGUCAUGACCAAGGAGGAGGUGACGGAGCUGCUGGCCAGAUACAAGCUUCGUGAGAGCCAGCUGCCCAGGAUCCAGGCCGGGGACCCAGUGGCACGCUACUUUGGGAUCAAGCGAGGACAGGUCGUGAAGAUCAUCCGACCCAGUGAGACCGCCGGCCGCUACAUCACCUACCGCCUGGUCCAGUAGCCAGCGCAGGGGAGCCCCGCCAUAGCGCGCGUCCCCAGCCUCCCCAGAUGAGCUGCCUCCCCAGCCAGCACACUGCCUGCCUCGUCCCCGCCCAGGACACCACCCCAUUCUGAAAAGGAGGACUGUUGGGUGAGACGCCUCGGCCGCCCAGCCUGGCCGCCCAAGUGGACCCCCUUGGUGGAAGGAGAGACUGACUCCGGCAGGCCGUCCUCUGACUCACACACACCAUGGCAGCUGCACGUGUACCCACAAAAAUUAAAACCAAUGGCAGGCCCGUCCUUAAUCCCAGCACUCAGGAGGCAGAGGCAGGUGGAUCUCGUGAGUUCCAGGGCAGCCUGGGCUACAUCCUGAGAUCUUAUUUAAAAAAUCAAACAAACUGUACUGUUGCCAGGUUAGAUCCUAGCACUCUGGAGUCUGAGGCAGGAGGAUUGCUGCAACUUCAAGUUUGUGGACUCUUUAUUUUAGCAAGAAGUGGUCCAGCGCCAGCGUUCUGGACCCUCGUCUGAAAAACAGUAAACAGGAACCCCACACAGCAUGGGUCAUGCUCUGGGACCCCUGGGAGCCAGCUGAUCUGUGCCCCAGCUCCCCAGCACCCUCCUGCCUGGCACCCUGAUGAACAGUUGGCCAGUGUCUCGGGGGAUGCCGCCCUGGAUAAGGCCAGCACUGCCACCAGGCACUGUGCACCCCAAGAGCACUGGCCACACCCAAGUCCUUUGUCACUCUGGGGUCCCCAUCCUGCUUAGAGUUCUCCAUUCUCGUAGGACUCUGUUUUGAGAAUUAAAGAUAUUUUGAGGAGAUAAA